This is a messenger RNA of Caenorhabditis briggsae, 510 nucleotides long. It is a transcript of the gene Cbr-cyn-12, whose product is annotated as Protein CBR-CYN-12. Gene Ontology annotation, cellular component: catalytic step 2 spliceosome. Gene Ontology annotation, biological process: protein peptidyl-prolyl isomerization; protein folding. NCBI's taxonomy places the organism in Eukaryota, Metazoa, Nematoda, Chromadorea, Rhabditida, Rhabditidae. The coding region runs from base 1 to 510 and encodes 169 amino acids. The record is from RefSeq and is a predicted model, not a curated record. The transcript has 2 exons. Gene Ontology annotation, molecular function: peptidyl-prolyl cis-trans isomerase activity.
AUGCCUGCUCCGAUCAGCGACCAGUCCCCGUUCGUCAUCCUCGAAACCACUAUGGGCAAAGUGGCGCUCGAAUUGUAUUGGAAUCAUGCCCCGCGCACUUGUCAGAACUUUUCGCAGCUGGCAAAGAGGAAUUAUUAUAAUGGAACCAUCUUUCAUCGUAUCAUCGCCGACUUCAUGAUCCAGGGAGGGGAUCCGUCCGGAACUGGACGUGGUGGAGCAUCUAUCUACGGAGACAAGUUUGCUGAUGAGAUCGACGAGCGCCUGAAGCACACAGGUGCUGGGAUCCUGUCAAUGGCCAACGCAGGACCGAACACGAACGGAUCUCAGUUCUUCGUCACCCUGGCUCCCACUCAACAUCUUGAUGGAAAGCACACAAUUUUCGGAAGAGUGGCAGCUGGAAUGAAAGUGAUCGCGAAUAUAGGAAGAGUGGAUACUGACAACCACGACCGUCCGAAGACCGAAAUUCGAAUCAUCAAAGCCUACCCAUCAGAUACAUCAACCCUCUCGUAG